CAUUUUUAGCCGAUGCAAGUAGUUACUGCAAACCUUCACCGAUACGAUCCGAAACGGAUAGAGCCUUUUAGUCGGGAAAGUUGACUGCUAUUGUUACUACGUGCGGCUUCAGUCCCUCCUCCUCCUCCUCCUCCUACGUAUCCUGCAUUUGAAGAAAACUAAGUUCUUGUAGUUAGUCAUUAGUGACGUCAAAUCUGUUACGUCAGCAGCAUCGAACAGCUGUUCACACCACGGCAAACAGACAAACGCAAAAAAACGGAUGACCGUAGCACCAUACAUCCAGACUCGUCCACCCACAAGCGAAUACGCGUCAGCGAGGAAUUAAUAAGUUUGUUCCGUCGAUCGUCGCUUGUCGUCUCAGCCGUUGUCCCACAAUCACGUAACUGCGUCUUUACCAUAUUAUCCUACUGUUGUUCGACAAACGCUGAGAUAAUCAUCAGACUCGAGUUCAUCCCUCUCCGAAUGGGUGAGGGUGGAAGUAAUUGUUCGACGCCGACGCCAGUGCCAGACCGUGUGUUGGUCACGGAUGGUGGUGUGACAGCGGCGCCGCAAGUUUCCCCUUUCUUUGAAACACCAAACAGACCGAGCAGAUGCAGUAAGGCCUUGCGACGUUGUGCCACGGACGACGAACGCAUCACGAGUGUCGCCUGAUUCGGCCUGUUCGUGCCUUGCCACAUCGAAACGGUGGUUUUCUGGUAGCAGUACUUUGGUGCCUAUCCGAUUUCCAUUUAGCGAUAGAGGACGCUAACAACCCCUUUAACCGGGCUGAUUUGAAGACCUGCUGUCUCCCUUUCCGUCUUUUCCUUGAAGCAUUUGCCGAAUUAGUGCUUAGCAGGUAAAUUAUGGACUAUCGUCACGUUUUGAGCAUUUCUGCUUUUUCUUUUGACGACCGUUACUUUGCUGGGAAAUUAUUGUCAACAGUGCGACAGCGUCACGUUUAGAUUCCGGUGGUCCCCGCCUAUCGCAAUCAAGUUUAGUGCAGACGGCUGGCAGAAUCGGAACUUUGACUCUAAUCAACGGCGAUGAUUAUAGUUGCACAAUUUAACUUACUAGACAACAAAGCCAAUAUAAUUGCUUGGCGAGUAUGCCAGGUUAAACGUCGGCAGCCGUCAAGUGAUGAAAAAUAUUUGGAGCUGGGCUAAUCUAAUUCAUUGAACUAAAAAGACGCAACGGCGACAUUACUGAAGUAGGAUAAUCGUUCGUUAUUAUUUUUGGCAACAUUACGUCCUGGUCAAGCUUGAUGCCGGCACAGAUGCAUGUCUUUGCCCGGUCCCGAAUUUCAACGCUCCAUUUGGGAACAGCCGUUGUAUAUGACGAAGCUCACAUACCUCGAUCAACAAGCGAAUCAAUCACAGAAAAUUUGUGACCAAGCCGUUUGGGAACUAAAUUCGUCAAAAUGGCCUAUUUAAACGUAACUCAAGAGCUAGCCAAUGAUAUCGUGCUAAUGUCGUCGUGUGAGUGCCGUUCGCGACGUGUAUGAACGUGAAGGUGUUCUGCCGCGAGAACUCGAUGGAUACGUCGUCGUCACCACAGCUGCUGUUCGCCAUCGUAGCGGUUGCUUUCGUGUGGCAACACGCCAUGGCGACCUGUCAUCCAUUGCUCGGACGCGACAAGGAGGAGGAGGAGCCCCGUACUCGAGGAGAGGAGACAUUUACACCGCUCCAGUCCGUGUCGACGUGCAGUCGAUAUGAUGAUGUUCGUCUUCACUGCGACACUCCUCAGCGUGUCGUGGUGCACGAGGCUCGCUUCACAUCCCAACUUCCUCUGCACGAGCUGGAGCAGCGCUGUAACCAUACGGACCCCGGCACGUACGUAAAGGUGCUCAACGGUCGGCACGGUCACAACUGCUCUGAGGACAUUCGAUCCUCCGUUAAUCAGAGGUGUUCGGGGCAACACGCAUGCCUGUUCAGCUGGACACGUGAUCACGUCAAAGAUCCCGAGGCCCGAGCUCGUUGUAAAGGCGAGGGUAUUAUUCAUGUGGCCUACCGAUGUGUUGACUUUGCUUCAAAUCCUCUACAAAUCACGUCGGUAUGUUCGCGCCGUCUGGGCGCCGAACAGUCUUAUGGCUAUUUGAUGUCGCCCGGUUUCCCGCAAUUCUACGUGGCGCCACACCACAGCCAGAAAUGCAACUGGACCAUUCAGGGCAGAUUAGGACAGACUGUAACUGUCAAUGUACUCGACGUCCGGCUACGGCCAACGCUGAAACGAGGCUUCAGCGGGGUAACUAGCACCCACAUGAAUACGGCGCAGUCAUUAAACAAUGCGGUCAGCGGUACCAAUCCUAGUGAGGAAUGCGGUGACCUACUUCGCUUGACGUCGGCUGAUCACGGAGGGUCCCUUCUCGCUGAUAUAUGCGUUGAGCGUCAGCGCUACUUUCUCAAUACGUUCUCUAGCGCAAACGCUGUCUCUGUACAGUUCAUCUCGUCAGGCUUCGCUCCUCAUCGGGGCUUUAUUCUAGAGUACAAAAUUUCGGGCUGUCCCACACUUCCGGCUCCCCGGGACGGAUUUCUAGAGUCGCGGAAUACAACCGCAGCUACAUAUCGCUGCCGGAGGGACUUUUUCUUUGCGGACACAAUAACUCGACAUAAGACCUUACUCUGUCUCAACGGGACUCGUUGGACGAACGGACCACUCGGCGAAUGCCUCUCGACGUAUCAGUUAGCAUAUAACGGUCACCUUCUUCUGGGGUCGGGUUACCCUAUCGGAGGCAAGGUGCGGGAUUCUCCAAUAGAUACCAGCGUUUCGAACGUCAUUGACGACGCAUCCUCAUCAUCUGAAGAUCUUCCACUAGCUAUCACUGCACAGCAAGCGAAUCGUGCCGGUCUAGGUUUUACAAGGCGACCGAUAACGUGGUCUUCUUCGUUGAGUUCCCUAUCCCGCACCAUGUCGGAGUACGCGGACGUCAUUAUUCCCUCAAUUAUUGUCUGCCUGCUGUUAUUAGGCAACGCCAUCAUUGUCUUUUACAUCUACAGACUGAAAAGGCAGAACAAGCAGCGUGUGUGCGCUCGUAGUCCAAUUGAGUUGCCGUUAGAAGACAGGGACGAACAGAAGGUCGCUCCUUUAGCCACCAUCUAGACUCCCGCGUUAUCUUUAGGACCCAGGACCCAUCAAGGUGCGCAGGAAGUCUUCUACUAAGUUCACUUAAUCAGCUUCCAACGAAAGCGUUAUUAUGGAAGUGCGACCUCUGUAAUCUGCAGACGCCGAAACAAAGAUCAGCCAUCAUUUAAUGUUACGUCUACGUCGACAGAAACCACUUGCAAAAUACAUUGGUCGUUGUUUUGACUGCUGGAAACGGAUCUGACUAAUUUUCAUUGAAUUAUGGCCCCCGCUCUUCCGAUAAUAAAUAAAAGGAGCUCUCAAGAAGGAGUAGCUGAAGCGAGGUUGAUACCGUCGUAGACCAGAGAACAUCUUGCCGUAUAAUUCAAAAUGCCACAUCAUCCAGUUAACUACUAUUGUUAUUAUCAUUAUUAAUGCCAUUUUUAAUGUUAAGCGCUGUAUGUAGUGAUCAUCAGUCAUCUCAUUGUUGUCACUGCGGUCACUGUGGUCAGCUUCCCAGUGGUCGUAUCACAUUCAACGAACGUGAUCCUCUUGACAGCUUCACAUCGAUAGAAAAUAGUACGGCUCACGACGGUAGAAGCAUUCCGGUAAAAGUGAAAAUAAGUGGUAUUGGUCGUAUUUAUUAAUACUAGUUUUUUGUUUUUGUCUUAGGUUUUAGAGAUGAAAAAGCACAGAGCAGGGUGGAUAAUUACAAGAGGCAGAGCGCGUGAAAUCGAGCGGAGACCGAAUUGGUUUCAUAAGUCUAAGUAAUGUGAGUGAAUAUGUAUUUGAAACAGCGAUGUGGCAAGUAGAACUGAUAGGGCGGUAGUAGUUGUAAUCCAUAGCCGACCAACUUCGCCGACGAUUCAGUUGUCCGAAGAGUGUUUUUUCCCCCCGAUUAUGCCAUAUCGCUAGCGAUAUAUUGUACGCUCUUUCUUUAUCAUAGAAGGAGCAAAGCCACAUAUCAGUCACUCUAAAACCCCGGAUGCUGUUGGUUAAUCAGUAUUCAGAGCAUGAAAAAGUCGGAUGUCGGCUUGCCGAGACGCACACACGUACGUACAGAAUAUACGAACUCUUUUUAGUUUGUUCUACUACCCAGCCUAAUAGUAGUAGUGACCUCAGGUUACUUUGAUUACGUAAGUGGCUGAAAAACACAUGUAUCUCAGAAGUUGCAGAGCACAUAGAAAUAACAUCAAUCAAAAGUCACGUUAGCUUUUUCGCAUCGGUCGGGUGCCCGUCAUAUGAUCAGUCCGUACAAAAUAGUUUUCAUUUUUCUCCCAUGUCCUUAAACAACCUGAUCGAAAAAAAAAGCAUAACAGGCGAGCGCUCAAGCAACAACUUUCCCACAUGUUUUUCCUACAUAUUUCUAUGUAAUUAUUGUGCAAAGUCGACAGCAUCCGGGAUCAAUGGAAGAAGUGACGGCAAAAGCAGCCUACAUUAACAUUGUAAAAUAAUAAAAGAGUUUUCUGCAUCCUUCGUGUAGGCUAUGCGCCGUCUAACGUAGUGUCUGAGUACAGCAUAUUCUGAACAAUAAAAUAGUACACUACAGAUAGAAAAUUAUAGAUAUCUGUUUGUGUACCGUGCGAUUAGUUCGCUCGUGUAUAACAAUUAUAAUAAUGUACAUUUACAGAUAAUUACCGAAACAAAUAAACAUGGCCGAUAGUAAAUGGAACUCUAUAAUAUAUAUAUAUAUAUAUAUAAAACAAAUAUUAUAUACAUAUACUAUUACCAAAAUUAUGAUCGACGCUUGUUGAGAAGUUCCCCUUUCUCGCGGACGGCUAUUUGGGGAGCCUCACAUGCCGAGCAGACUGCCGCAUACUAAUCUAAUGUAUGAUUAUUUAUUAAGAUAAUUGAUUGGUAACUGGUCGACGACCAGUUCUCAGGUUCCUUCCCCAUAUCCUCGAAUCUGCUAUGCUACGUGUUUCGCUCUUAUACUCGGUAGAUUUUUUCCAUUACGUACACAUCAUUUUUGCAACGCAAUUAUCUAUACAUACAUCAUAAGGUAAUAACAACGUCUUCUGUUCAUGUGUAUUAUGUCAAAUAUUAACUCAGUCCUACAAGCUUUGGUUAUCACUUCACGGUGGAACUUGGCAUGAUUUGUCAAAGCUGGAAAAAGCUCGUUGGUAAAGAAGGCGCGCCAGAAUAUUAACCUUUCAGGUUUGUUGUUUGCACGACUCCAUUAUAAACGUGACGGCGGUUAUGACACGGCGACACAAUAUAUGUUGUUUCUUCCCCUUCCCAGAUUAGCUAAAAAGGAAAUACUCGAUAGCAGAAUGCCAAGGUGAACAGUUGGAAAUGUCGAUAUCAACAACGAGAACAACAACAACAGAGUAACAAAAUACUACAACAAUAGCAGCAAACACAAAAGCAACCUGUACAUAAUGUUAUGUUAUUGGACGUGAGUCACACUGAAUAGAAAUUAGAGAUGGCGGGAGGGAGGUGGGCGGGUGUAGGGACCCGUCUACAAAAAAUGACGGGUGAAAAAGUCAAAAAAGAAGGAAAGAGAGGAGAGAAACAGUGUAAUGAGGAUAUCAAAAGAGAGGGUAAGAUGUUUACAUUGAAACUGAAAAACACGAAAGAGAAACGAUCAUGGAAAAGUCAAUAGCAGACUGAGAAAAAAAAGACAGUAAAAGAUGACGACUAUUAAAAUAAACGAAUCGAAAAAUGCG
Molecule: messenger RNA, 5705 nt
Organism: Varroa destructor (honeybee mite)
Lineage: Eukaryota; Metazoa; Arthropoda; Arachnida; Mesostigmata; Varroidae
Molecular function (GO): serine-type endopeptidase activity
Source: RefSeq, a predicted model, not a curated record